UCCAUCGAGGGGCCAAGGGGUAUCUUCGUCUUCUGGGAGGUGCAGCCAGGGCGCCCCUGUGAAAAGGCCACGCACGCAGGAAGAACUUGAACUCGAGGAGGAGCUGGUCCCUGUGGAAGUGGCACAUGCGGCUGCUACGGAGCAACAUGAAAUGUCUGAGGAGGAGGAGGAGGAGGAGGAGGAAAUGGAGAACCCAGAAGAGGAGGAAGAAAAUUUUGACGAGGAAGAAGAAGGGAGCGAGGAAGGAGCGGAAGAGGAAGAAGAGGAAGAUCGAGAAGAGGAGGGAGACGAGGAAGAGGAGGAAGAUCCAGAAGAGGAGGAAGACGAACAGAGAACCCAGAAUACUCAGAACACUAUCGAUGUUCUGGCUAAGGUCAAGCAGUCCAUGGAGUACUUCGCUUGCAUGUGGACGAUCACGUUGGUCGCCACGCAUGUCGAGCUGUUUCUUCAGACCUCAGAGAAAGAAAAGUACGAGUCGUUUGGAGAGGUUAUUCACUUCGCGUCGGCGAAGAACAGCAUUGAGGACAUCACACUCGUUUGGCUGGUGGUGGGGACGAAAAUGGUGCAGUCUGUUCUCAGGCAUGCGAAGAUGGUAGUGUGGGAGAAGAAACUCGAUGCCCGGCAGAACAACGUUGUUAAAAAGGACUUCAGGAAUCCUUUGUCCUUCUCUUUGGUCAUCUACGACUUCCCUUACGGCUUCAAUCUUCCGAUGUCAGCAGAUGACACUCAACCUUUUCCCGAGGACGACAUUGUCCAUGUCCUGCAGAACGUGAAGGAGGUGUGCACAGGGCCACUCUGGACGGUUGCUGGGUUCUGCUCCGUGGACAUGCUCUCUUAUAUCAGGAAUGCCUUUGCCAGGGUUUGCAAUGCAGGCCAGGAGGUGGUCACAUGGUGCAAGCCGAAUGUCAUGAAUACAGGUGGCCCUCGUCUUGUCAGCGCAACUGAGUUCUGUGUGAUUGGUUACUACUGCGUGACUGGUUCACGGGAGGCGGCCCACUACAAUUUCGCCUCUACGGAUCCUCGCCAUAACUACGGUCUUUUUGAUGCUGUGAUGAAGAAGUACAAUCACCCUCUCGACCUUGCAGUCAUGUGUCCGUACCAGAAGCCAGUCGCCCUGUACGCUUGGCUGGUAGACAAAUUUUCCCCUCCUGGCUCGUACGUCAUCGAUGGCUUCUCAGGCUCUGGAACUGGGGCAAUUGCCUGUGUUCUUCGCAACAGGAAUUGCUUAGUUGUCGAGAAAAAUGGUCGGUGCGUCGUCAGUAUUCGGGCGCGCAUUCUCAAUGACAUUGGACUUACCAUCGACAGAGAAUGUAGAGAGAGAGACAGAUUAGUGCCUCGUGUGUGUGUCUACGCUUUCACUGCUCUCUGCAUGCCCAUCUGAGAGAGAGUGAGAAACAGAGAGAGGGAGAUCUUCGCGGUGAGGGUUUACCUACGGUAGCGCCAGA
Messenger RNA from Chara braunii, 1445 nucleotides. The record is from the annotation of a GenBank genome assembly. Lineage: Eukaryota; Viridiplantae; Streptophyta; Charophyceae; Charales; Characeae.